CCCCGGGUGGUGAACGAGGCUCCGGCACCAUGUCUGGUUUGUCUGGCCCGCUCUCCCGGCCUGGCCCUCGCCCGUCCGCGCUGCUCUUCCUCUUCCUGCUGGGCCCGAGCUCGGUCGCCGCCAUCUCCUUCCACCUGCCCGUGAACUCCCGCAAGUGUCUCCGCGAGGAGAUCCACAAGGACCUGCUGGUGACGGGCGCCUACGAGAUCACCGACCAGUCCGGGGGCGCCGGCGGCCUGCGCACCCACCUCAAGAUUACAGAUUCUGCUGGCCAUAUUCUAUAUGCCAAAGAGGAUGCAACUAAGGGGAAGUUUGCCUUUACCACGGAAGAUUAUGACAUGUUUGAAGUGUGUUUCGAGAGCAAGGGAACCGGGCGGAUACCUGACCAACUCGUGAUUCUAGACAUGAAGCAUGGAGUAGAGGCGAAAAAUUAUGAAGAGAUUGCAAAAGUUGAGAAACUCAAGCCAUUGGAGGUGGAGCUGCGACGCCUCGAGGACCUUUCGGAAUCCAUUGUUAAUGAUUUUGCCUACAUGAAGAAGCGGGAAGAGGAGAUGCGGGACACGAAUGAGUCCACGAACACCCGAGUCCUGUACUUCAGCAUCUUCUCCAUGUUCUGCCUCAUUGGACUAGCCACCUGGCAGGUCUUCUACCUGCGUCGCUUCUUCAAGGCCAAGAAGUUGAUAGAGUAAUGCGGCUCAGUGUUCCGGCCCCUGGUGUCAGCCAGCAGAACAUCGCUGGGACGUGCCUGGCCUAGCUCAAGGCCAUCCUCCUAACAGUACCAUCAAGGCACAGUGGAGUUUUCUUGCCAGAACUGAUUUCUUUUGGUGUGGGAGAACAUGGGGCACCACCUACACCCAACAAGUCAAUGAGGACUUCUUUUCAAUGCGGUAGGAUUGGGACUGGUUUUUCGACAAGAUUAUUAAAGUCGCCUACGGAAAAACAAAACAAAUACAGGGGUUACCUAGCUAACCAAAGCCAGCACUGGCCCUGGGUUUCCUCACGUGGUCCGAUGGAGCUGUUGGCUUCCCCUCCUCGCUAUCACCUUGGUCCUUCACUCGAGUUCUUCCCCAGUAUUUCUGUGACCAUGCUCAGCUUGUCUCAAGCCACUUGUCCUCUUCGGCUUCCCUGUGAAAACACCCUGAACUUUCUCUUGGCCCUUAGAUGAAAUGUUUACGUAGCUUCUGGUGAUAGCCUUCAUAAUUUUAUGUCUCCUGAAAGGGUCGUGGAUGGGACACAUAAAGAAGUGAGCUUUGAACUGUAGAAAACUUCCUUAAAGAAAAAUCUCGUUUUAGACAAUUAAAAUGUUUGUGUUCAAUCUUGAACUCCUUGUGUAUGUGUUUAGUUCUGCUCAGUUCGUCACGUGUGACCCCAGGGACCUUUUCAAGGUGGACUAGCUCCAGCACGAGGUCUCCCGAGGCAGCCGCUCCCUUCUCAGCCUCUGGCUCCCUCCUCUGCUCACCACGUCUGUGACUUUGUUCCUUUGUUGUGGAAGUGGAAUCAUCAAGAGGGUGACCUUUGGAGGCUGCCUUCCCACUCAGCGGCAUCCUGGUGAAAUGCCCCUCCAGGGUGUGGCAUGUAUGCUGGUUUGCUAGUUGUUACCUUUUCCUUGCUUUUCCUUGCUAACACUCCUCCAGGGUGUGGAUGCUACUGCAGUGUGCUUAAAGGUGGUCACAGGGGUCGGAUUUGGCCCUUAGCCCGGAAGGUUCUUGUGUGAAUGUAAGUUUUUGUCACUCUGGGAUGAUGCCUAAGAGGGCAAUUGCUGUGCUGUGUGGGAAGUAGUUCUUAGACUUCCCCGCUCUCGUCUAGAGCGCUACAGCAUGUUACAUUUCCACAUUCUCAUUAGUGUUUAUCCUUGUUGUUUUAACUUAGCCCCUUGAAUAGGUGCCUGUAAUACCUCAUUGUGGUUUUAAUUUGCAUUUCCUAAUGGCAGAUGGUGUUGACCAUUCUUUCAUGUACUGGUCAUUUACCAUUGGUAUGUCCUUGUCAGUGAGACGUCUGUUGAUGGCUUUUGCCCAGUUUCUGUUGGGGUACUUGCUCACAUCCCUGUAGAGUUUUGUGUAGGCCCUCUAUCAGACGUGUGGUUGCUUACGUUUUUCAUGUAACUUCUGCCAGGGAAAAAUAAGUACAUUUUACCAGCCCUUCAUGCAUGGCCAAUCACUGACUGAUGGUUCCUGUCCUUAUAUUCCUUAUAUGUCCUUAAUUCCUGUCCUAAUCUCUAGAAAAUUAGACAUGGGGUUUAAACAGACAUCUAGAAAAGUCUUAGAAAGGUAAAUACUUGAAAUUUUGUGUUGCAAAAGCAAAGCCAGGAUUCACCUGUCAGGAGUGUUAGGCGCAUCAAGGCCAAGUCUAAUGUACAGAAGGGAUGUGGGGCUCGGAGUGUACCUCGUGGUAGACCUUACCUAAGGUACGGAAGGCUCUGGUCCCCAGCACUAGGGGAAAGCAGGUACAAAUGUUUGUAAACAGGGAAAGUACUCAUUUGUCGUCUGAUAUCUUUCUCUCUUCUCCCAGGAAAGCAGGUAGGAGUUCAUCCUCUGUAAUCUUUCAACCCUGCUGACCUGUUGCAGGGCUUGUCUUAAUUGCUGUGCUGAGAAGUACAGGACUUAGAAACAUGUUGCUGGCAGUAAAGCAGUGGAAUAUUGAAAUGAUCAGAGAACACUGUUAGUUGACCUGGAUGAAGUGUGAAGAUGAAAGGGAGUGAUUUAUGCUGUUCAAGUCUCAGGCUGUCCUGUUAAGGUUCCAGUUACUGUAAACUCAAAAGCCUUCUUUGUCUUAUGGCUCCCAUAAAUUCCUCUUGCGGGGCAUAAAGUAUUCUCUGGUACAACACUGCCAUCUGCUGCUGAGAAGUGAUAGGUCUCGCUUCUAAGAAUUUAGCAGUUGAGUCUUCACCAUAGCAACAGCAGAUGUUCAGGAGUCUGUAACAUUCAUAUACCAAGUGAUAGAGGGACAAAUCAAGUCGGAAAAGAAUACACAGAGUUUUGGGUCGAAAUCCAUCUGUAGACUUUUAAAUGCCUAGCAAGAGACUCCUGUUUCUGACUUGUGCCUUCCCCCUCUUAAGGAGCCGUGAAAGCCACUCUGUAGUUAUGGUUUUCUGUUAUGAAAAGUGUCACAGAAGGUAGGAGAAAAGAAAAUAAGCAUUUUGUCCAUAUUUUUUGUUUCCAAGGAGAGCUCUAAACUUAAGCUUUGUAGAACUGAAAUUCCUUGAGUCCUUUUCUUUGUUUUGAUUCAUGCCAAAAACAACCAACUUAGACAUUGUAUUUUCAGUUAAAAAGUGAAUUGAGGUGCAUUUGCCUUUGACAACAGGCUAACACGAAAGCGCAUCAGCUUUAUAAACAGGUACGUUAUCUGCUUCCCUCCAUUUCCAGCAUACUCAAAAUAAUCUGAGAAUAACACAGUUUCAACAAACCUUGUUAGAUACUAUUUUCAUGACCCUCCAUGAGAGCUGUUCUUCUGUUUGUUAAUGGAAAGAGGCAUGUGGGAUUUAUACACACUCACCUGUUGCAGAUUUUUGUGUAAACUUUGACAAAUAAAGGCUAGCAGAAACCA
Peromyscus maniculatus bairdii (prairie deer mouse) is the source of this 3543-nucleotide messenger RNA. It is a transcript of the gene Tmed10, whose product is annotated as transmembrane p24 trafficking protein 10. The record is from RefSeq and is a predicted model, not a curated record. Lineage: Eukaryota; Metazoa; Chordata; Mammalia; Rodentia; Cricetidae.